Anisakis simplex (herring worm) is the source of this 132-nucleotide messenger RNA. The record is from the annotation of a GenBank genome assembly. Lineage: Eukaryota; Metazoa; Nematoda; Chromadorea; Rhabditida; Anisakidae.
UUGCAGGUUGGUGUGGCCAAAGCCCUCUAUGACAACGAAGCCGAGUGGGCAGACGAACUCGCGUUCGAAAAAGACGAAAUUCUGCGUGUUCUUGACGAACAACCUAGUGAGUUAUCAUCAUUACCUCUUUAA